Messenger RNA from Aegilops tauschii subsp. strangulata, 798 nucleotides. NCBI's taxonomy places the organism in Eukaryota, Viridiplantae, Streptophyta, Magnoliopsida, Poales, Poaceae. The record is from RefSeq and is a predicted model, not a curated record.
AUGGCAGACUUUGGUCCUCCCGCCGCCGCCCCGGCUGCCCACAUCGCUGCCGCCCCGUCUGCCCACAUCGCCGCCAAGGGCAAGGACCCGCGCGUCGAGCAAGGAUACACACCAUCCUACCCGGUUGAUCCAGCCUGGUACAUGGACACCGGCGCCACGGAUCACAUGACGAAGGAGCUCAACAAACUCUCCACCUACCAGCCCUACUACGGGCACGAUCAGGUUCACACCGCCAAUGGUGUAGGAAUUGGACGUGGAGCUCGCCUGGAACUCCUCCCUGACGGACCCGCUACGUCGCCUGUGGUGCACGUCGAUCGGCCGGUGCAUGCACCGCCUCCCGCCCUCGACCCCGCACCAGGCGCCCCGUCUCCAACCGCGCCUGGGCCGGAGCCCAUGCUGGCUACUGCGACCGGGCCAGAGCAGUCUCCGUCGCCACCUCCUCGCCCGGACUCCCCUCCAUCGUCGCCCUCGCCAUCCGCGCGGGCGUCCUUGGUGCCUACUUCGCCCGAGUCUGCAGCGGCUCAUACGCCGCCGGGGCCUACGUCGCCUGGUCCGCCGUCGCCCGGCCCGACGUCACCCGGUCCUUCUUCGCCGGAGUCCCCUGGACCAGCCUCACCUGCUCCGGACAUCCCGUCGGACCCGGUGUUUGCUCCCCCGCGGCGUCCACACACUCGCAACCGCAGUGGCAUUGUUCGUCCCAAGGAGCGCACCGAUGACACGGUCACCUAUCUUGCUGCUUGCCUGCUCAUGCUGUGGAUGAUCCAACCGCCAAACCACGCAGUUAUCAAGCCGCUAUGA